Owenia fusiformis is the source of this 3242-nucleotide messenger RNA. The record is from the annotation of a GenBank genome assembly. Lineage: Eukaryota; Metazoa; Annelida; Polychaeta; Sabellida; Oweniidae.
UGCGAGAGUUCAAUUUUGAAAGUUCUAAACAACAACAAAAGAAGUAUGCUCUGCAAUUAGUGGAUUUUAAGUGAACAUAUCGCUGCAAUGGCGACAAAACUUCACAAAGAUGAUAAAAAGGUACAGAAGCCUGUAUCGGUAUUAUCUAGGUGUAUUGCAAUCGUUUUGAAACCAAGAAAUCAACGCUCCGAAAAUGAAGGUUCUGAAACAGACCGGCCUCCAAGUACUAUUUUGGACCAUGGUAAUGUUGAUUUUACCAAGACUGGUAAAGAAAUGUUUCAAGAGUUUAGAACUGCUAAUAAGAACUGCUAUUGGAAUUCACAACUUGAUGAGUGUACCUAUAAUGUAAAAUAUGUUGGAUACAUCGAGCCUUAUACUUUACUCGUUGGCGGAAAAGAUACCCACUUGGAUACAUUACGCAGCACCUGGGCAAAACGAAUCCUCAAAGCACCCAAAGGAUACAUCAUACAGAAAUUAGGUGAAAUAACAGGUUUAGAAAUGACCCCUGUGCAACAGACGCAAUAUAUACCCCUACCCGAUGCUCUCUGUCUGAUCGUGACGGCCCUCAAUGAUGCCCACAUCCUGGCAACUCUAGAAGUCAUCAGAGAGAGGCUACAACGAGCCUACAAGGGUAUCAACUCACCAUCAGAACAAGUGGUCUAUGACACGCUAUCAACUCUUAUUUCUGAGAAGAAACUCUAUCACAAUGGCAAAGGCUACUACAUUGUUACCCCAGAGACGUAUAAUAUAUCGCUACAGUUCAAGGGUCACCCUUAUGUAUUUAAUGCCCCCCAGGCUCCUCCCCCGCCACCCCCACCCCCUCCAGCACCCCCCAAGCCAGUUUAUAUCCCCGUACCCACAAACAACACUGCGGAAAUGUGCUCUAUAUCAUGUCAAACAAACUUCGAUGCUGCAGCUGCAGCAGCCAAAGCUGCCAUAAAAGAAAAUAUCAACCCAAAAGCAAACUUUGAACGCAGCGCAUCAGUGAGGGUACCUAAAAAUGCGAAGAAAGAAGAAAAGGCAUUGAUCCCACGUAGCAAAUCUAUGAGGUUUUCAGAAGAGAAGAGUAAGCAAGUUGUGAGAGAUAUCAACCUGAAGACCAGUAAUGUGCACCAGGAGAAAGAUAAAGCUGAGAAAAAGUCCAUACUGAGUAAACUAUUUGGAAGAAAUAAAGGAUCUAAGAAAAAACCCGUGGAACAAGAGGGAGAAGUUCAUGUCAAACCUCCCAUACAGGAAGUGGAAUAUGCUACAUUCUCUGCUCAGUUCCCGCCCCCAGAUAUGCAAAUCUCCCAAUUGAAUGACUCCAAGGAGACAGGAACGCCAUUCAUCCCACCAGCUAAUGGCUUCACCCCUGAGGCGACACAUGCGCAUAUAUUGCGAUAUCUAAAGGAGACGGCUCCUUAUGUACAGAAUGGUAUCCCUCCGGAGUUAGCGAAUUCAGUGUAUGGAGGAACCCAUAGUGGUUCUGGAUGUCCCGUACAUGACACACAAACCAAAAAUAGGCCUAAUAUAGAGGGCAGGCCUAGUACUGACAAACAAGAACAACCACAAAUAAAUUUCAUGCAUGGUGAUGAAGUUUUACAUGAAAAUCAUUGUCCAUAUAAGGAUUUAAUGGAUGAUAAAUCGACUGAACUUGAGAGUGAGGGAAUACCUAAGGUGCGUAAAUUCAGGAAAAAGCGACAACGGGAUAAAUUACGAGAAAGAAACCAGUUUGAAUCAGUAAGUGAAGAGGUUGAGAAUAACAAUAUAAUAAAUCAAGAACAUCCGAUAAAUGGUCACGAGGAAUCUGCGAUCCAUGAGAUGCCUACACAUGCUCAUAUGCAGAAACACAUAGGAUUAUUCUUUCAAAGUCAAAUGAUGCGACAACAACAAAAGCAACAACCAAAUGUACAACCUGGAUUCAAUGCCACACCUAGUGGUUUCCAUGGUAACGAUAUAUCUGUUCAGUACCAUGGUAAAAUGCCCAAGAAAAACUCAAUGAAAACAAAAUCAUGUGACAGCGGGGUAAAUGCAAUAGGACUUAACCUAAGCCAUGAAGAACGACGUGCCGAAAGAGCAGCGAGACGGAAGCGGGAAUUACGUGAGGAUUCCCGCAUUCAGCGUGAAGAUCCACAAUCUCAAUAUCCCGAUGAGGAUCUACAUCAGCAGGCGCCAAACAUGAUAUCGCAUAAACAAUUGGCUUACCAACAACUUGCAGCUAUGAAACAGUCCAGCCCCAUAGAACCGAAUAUCAUCAUAAACCAUAGUCAGAAUUCAUCAAUGUUCCAACAACACUCAUUUGGUGAUUCUCAAAUCCGAGAUACAUCAUUGGACUCACAUAUAAAACACAGUACCCCUAUUGAACAUUCACAGCGAAGUUCCAGCGAGCCUCGACAACAUAGUAAUGACAAUAGUAUGAAUAUGAUUAAUGUGCCUACAAAUUCACCCGAGACUCAUAUCUCAACAAUUGACGAUACUCAUAAAUUAAAUUCAAAACCUGUAUAUCCUUUAAAAAAGGAUGUGACCCGAUCUCGGGGGCGCCGUGGUAAAAAUGAAAUCCCAGAUAGCGGUCUCGGGAGUACUCACACAACUGACCAAUCAGAUUAUAACAAAUAUAGUAGCAUAUCUACGUGUGAAGGGAUGGAAUUUGAACAUAAUCCAGCGAGGAAGUAUAUCGAUAGAGUUCGCCAGGGAAGGAAUGUUCUUCCGGAUAUUUCUGACAAAGAGCGAAGUAGGGAAACACUUCAAGCACAUUCUCAGGAGAAUAUUCCCUCACAUAUCAAAGGAUCCCAUUUACAGCAGGAGAACACUCCCAAUUUUAAAGUUCCCAGAGUGCCUCAUCCUCAUUUGCAAUCAUCAAUGCCCGAAUCGGCCCACUCAAUGACACAAUCGCAAUCUGAGAACUCCAUGCAGGGCGGUAAAAAUCAGUUGCGACAAACUCGUAAUAAAAAUUCCAAAAGUCAUGAAUACAAAAGACAUUCAUAUAAUGGCAGUUUGAAUGGACUUGACACUGCUAUUCAUAAAGACCCUCAUAUUAAUGGUAAUUCAGUGGAAACCACAAUGUACAAUGACUCUUAUAACCAUAGGAUAAAAGGCAUAUCCAAUGGGAUGGACCUCCCUAUGUAUAAAGAAACUGAUUUAGAUGCAAAUAGCGAUAAAAUGGCUCGGUCAAAAAAAAAUGGGAGAGAGUAUGGGCCUUUAUAGCCCAACUGAAAUUACAAUAAGGGAAUUAAAGUGAAACAAAUCUAGAAAUAGUAAUAACC